Notolabrus celidotus (New Zealand spotty) is the source of this 6104-nucleotide messenger RNA. It is a transcript of the gene jmy, whose product is annotated as junction mediating and regulatory protein, p53 cofactor. Gene Ontology annotation, biological process: 'de novo' actin filament nucleation; positive regulation of apoptotic process; intrinsic apoptotic signaling pathway by p53 class mediator. The record is from RefSeq and is a predicted model, not a curated record. The transcript has 10 exons. Gene Ontology annotation, molecular function: Arp2/3 complex binding; transcription coactivator activity; actin binding. NCBI's taxonomy places the organism in Eukaryota, Metazoa, Chordata, Actinopteri, Labriformes, Labridae. Gene Ontology annotation, cellular component: nucleus; cytoplasm. The coding region runs from base 523 to 3213 and encodes 896 amino acids.
CGUAUUUCCUACUCUUCCUCUGGGACUUGAACGCCCCUCUGCGGGGGGACGGCGGGUUCAGUUAAAUCCCUCCCCGGAUUUGAGAACACGCACCACAGACACGCACGCUCCUCGAGCGCUUGUAAACAGAAGCUCACACGUGACACCGAGAGAGAGCCGAGUCGCGCGACCGCAUUGUCUGCGAGCGGACAAAGAGCUGCACGAGGAGCUCCACGGACAGGUGAGCGGUCAGCUGCCAUGACAACAACAACAACCUGUCUCUGCGCCGACAUGAAGCCGAGGACCGAGGGUCCCUGCGAGUCUGACCGUCUGAGGAGCUCCAUGUCCGGAUCUCAGGGACAACGACGCUAGGCUGCGUCUCCCCCAGCUGGAGGUAAACAAAGCUGGGAGCCUUUGUUUCUCCUGUGAGCUGAUCCAGCUCCAACACAUCUGACUUUACUCACCUUUAAUGUCAGGUAAUCCAGGCUCGAGGCGGCCUCAGCAUCCACAUCAUUUAAUCUAAAGGUUUUUAAUCUGGAGGAAAUGUCUUUCACAAUGGAGGACCACUUGGAGUCCGGAUGGGUCUCUGUCCGACCCAGAGUCUUCGAUGAGAAGGAGAGACACAAAUUCGUCUUUAUUGUGGCCUGGAACGACAUCGAGGGGAAGUUCGCCAUAACCUGCCACAACAGAACCGUGCAGAGACGGACCACCUUCCUGGACCUCGACAGCACCACCCCCCUCCCUGAUCCGGGUGCCUCCGUGGCAGAAACACGCACAAGAAGUCCUGUCAAAGUCUGCCAAACUGGUAAAGUUAGACCACAUUUUGUCCCUGCAGGAAAACCCCAAACAAAGACAGCAUCAGAGUGCAUCAACACCACAUUAGGCUCCUGGGAUAUUGUGACCCCUAAAGUGUUAGACCUAGAGAUCCUGGAUCCAGUGGAUGUCCUGUUGUCUCCAGAUGAUCCAGACGCAGGAGAUGGGGACACCAGUGCACGCGAGGACUUCAGCUGGGCCGGGUUGUUCUCCUUCCAGGACCUGCGCGCAGUCCACUUCCAGCUGUGCGCAGUCAACUCCGACCUGGAGCCUUGUUUGCCCCCCUUCCCAGAGGAGCAGUCCGGCAUGUGGACUGUGCUCUUCGGGUCAUCCGAGGUGUCUCAGAGGGAGACGGACGCCCUGUGUUAUCAGCUGCAGGUGUACCUGGGUCAUGCCCUGGACACCUGCGGGUGGAAGAUCCUCUCUCAGGUGGUUUUCAGUGAAGGGGAGGACACGGAGGAGUACUACGAGAGCCUGAGUGAGCUGAGGCAGAAGGGGUACGAGGAUGCUCUGGAGAGGGCCAAGAGGCGCAUGCAAGAGGUGUUGGACAAGCACAAAGCCAUGGACAGCAUGGUGGAGCUGCUGCAGGUUUACCCCGAGGAGGACGAGGCGUAUGGAGAGCUGCUGGAGGCGACGACUCAGCUUUACCACUACCUGCUUCAGCCUUUCAGGGACAUGAGGGAACUCGCGAUGCUGCGCCGACAGCAGAUUAAGAUCUCCCUGGAGACGGAGCGCCUGGGUCCCCGCCGCGUGGACGGCCUGAGGAAGGAGGACGAGGAGUGGCAGAGGAAGGCCCACGCCGCCGUGCUCUCCAUACAGGACCUGACCGUCAAGUUCUUUGAAACCACGACCCGGGCUCAGAAAGCUUUGUUCGAGCGGAUGCGAGCCGACCAGAGGAAGUUUGGAAAGUCGGCGUGGGCAGCGGCGGUGGAACGCAUGGAGCGCCUUCAGUACGCCGUGUCCAAAGAAACCCUGCAGCUGAUGAGAGCGAAGGAAAUCUGCCUGGAGCAGAGGAAGCACAGCCUGAAGGAGGAGAUGCAGAGUCUGCAGGAUGGAGAGGAUGCCAUGCUGCGUCUGGACCAGCUGGAGGCGCUGUACUACGAGUUACAGCUGCAGCUGUACGACAUCCAGGCGGAGGUGCUGCGCUGUGAAGAGCUGCUGCUCACCGCUCAGCUGCAGAGUCUGCGCAGACAGAUGACAGGUGAGCAGCUGAGCGGUGCUCUAGGAGAGCGACAGGAUGAGGUCGUGUACUACGAUGCCUUUGAGAGUCCUGAUGCCAUGAAGGGCGAAGAGGAACACGCGUCCCCGCCCUCCCCCCUCAGAGAUGAAGAACUCAGCGUCCUGCAGCAGAGGACGAGACAGCUCGAGGCCCGAAGAGGACGCAUCACUGCCAAGAAAGUCUACCUCAAAAACAAGAAGGAAAUCUGUAUCGUCAACCACAACCAGAAAAUACAGCAGAGAGAAGGAGACGGAGACUCACUGCAGUCGCUGCAUCAGGGAGACGUGGAGGAAGAUGAAGCCAAGAGCAACGCCAGAGUGAGUCAGGAGAGGCAGAGGACUCUGGACAGACUGCGGAGCCUCAAACAGCGUUAUCCCGGUCAGGUGACUCUGAAGUCCGCCCGGCUGCGUCUCACCCAGCCUCACACCCGGAGGAGAGGCGCCCAGCAGCCCAGCACUCAGACCACCAGCGUCCAGACCGACCUCAUCUCUGACCUCCCAGAACUCUCCGCUGCCCCUCCUCCGCCCGGCGCCUGGGACAGCGUCUCUCUACCUACCGUCCCGCUCCAGACCCUGGACUCCUCCUCUCCUUUCCUCUCUCUGCCUCCUCUCUCAGCCUCCCAGUCUGUUCUGUCACUGGGUGCUCCCCCGCCUCCUCCUCCUCCCCCUCCUCCUCCACCUCCCCCUCCUCCUCCGCCCCCGUCUUUAGAGGAGAAUCUGCUGGGUGAGAAGAACCCGUCAGACAGUCCGGUGCGGCUCCAUCCCUGUGAAUCAGAACCCGCCUCUCUGCCUUUGGCUCCUUUCUCGCCGCGGUUCUUCGACAGCAGUCAGCUGCUGACGGCGAGGAAGAAGCUGAGGAAGACCGCCUCGCUGGACUCGUCACAGUGGAGAAGAGCGAGCUCCCCGAUGGACGAGGUCCUGGCCUCUCUCAAACGGGGCAGUUUCCACCUGAGGAAGGCCGAGCUCCGAGUCCUAGCCCCGGACCCGGACGACGACAGCGACAACAUCCUGGCUCAGAUCCGUCAGGGCGUCCGGCUGAGGAAGGUACGGACCCGACCCGAGCAGCGUCACGCCAAGACUUUCCCCAACUCUGCCGACGCUCUGACCCGCAGCAUCCACGAGGCCCUGAGGAGAAUCAAAGAGGCCUCCCCAGAGUCCGAGUCCGAGGACGAGGGCCUCCCCUGCACUGACUGGGAAAACUAGAAGUUUUUAUGAAACCUUUACGGACACACGGAGCCAAAACGAAGACGAAGACGAAGGCUCAAACCGGGGUUAAAUCACCUUGAAGACACUUUGGUGCAAUCUGAACAAAAACCCCUGGAUUUCUUUUUUUAUAUCAGAAACUGACGGAAGGUUUUUUUUGAAUACUUCUGAAUGUUUGUAAAGACGGACCACUAAUCUUUUUUAUGUCGUUGCUGUGGCAUUCUCGGCGAGGAUACAACCUCUAACCUCUCAUUAUGUGGGUCUACAUGUCAGAGUCGUACUGUAGCUUGCUGUGAUGGGUUUGUUUUAGGAAGCGGAUGUUAGGAUGCUUUUCACGGUUCUCUCGCUUACAACAGAGAACCAUCACUGUAUACGUAUGUGUGUGUGUGAGUGUGUGUGAGUGUGUGUUGGACGCUUUUACAUUCUGUGACAACCAUUUACAUCUCACAUGCACGCAGGAUAGGAACGCCCACUUCUGGAGAGGCGGAGUUAGACGUUUUGGGGGAAACGAGUGCUGGAUGUCGCUUUAGAUUCAGCCUUGUCACGGGCAAAUUCCACCAGAUCCAUGUCCAGUCUGUCUCUGAUCCGUCACAGCACCAGAUCUGAUUCUAUUCGAGUCAAUGUGUUAACUUCCACUGGAUCCACAUUCGAGCUCUGUCUCUGACCCGGCAGGUUGGAACGCAACAGAUCAGAUACGCAAGACUUCUAUUUUUGCUGGAUGCCUGAGCACGACGCAUCAAUCCCAACAGAGCAGAUGGAGCGGGACAGGAAGUCAGGCACCACACAUUUUCAGAAUAAAACACUCUGCGUCAUGAUGAGCGGAGCCAGGCCUGGAGUCAACAGGUCAGAGGUUUUCAGAGGACCAGAAAGACAACAUGGAUUAGGAGAGGAGGAGGAGGAGAAUCCUUGAUUGACAAGAGAAAACCUCAGUCACAUGACUCCAGCUGUCCGGCGGUCCUGCUCAAAUCCGGACCACAGCGGAUCGGACACGGACUGGACAUGGAUCUGGUGGAAGUCCCGUGUCAGCAUCAGGAGAUUUGCGAUUCCCCCUCUCAGAGUAAAUCAAAGACACACAAAGACGUAGAUACAUAGAGAUGAAAUGUUAUUUAGCAUAGUUAAAUCUCUGUCUUCUAUUUGACAGAGCUUUUAUUCAUCAAUAGUCGAGGUGGAGACGUGAGAUAAAGAGAUAAGACCCUAACCCUGGACCUAAGAGUCCAGCAGCUUCUGAAGCCCACUGAGGUUUUUAAAAACACUCUGUCACCUCUCGCCAAAAAUCACACUCCUCUAGUGAGCUCAUUCAAAACUGAACAUAUGCAGAUUUAAAGAUUACUUAAACUUCACGUGGAUGUGAUUCACUUUUAUAUUUAUUACAAAGAAACAUCCACACGUCAGAGGGAGAAGAUGUCUCCAGUAUCAAAGUAAUCCACUGAAUGCACUGCUAACAGGAAGCUACGGCUCACUCUACCUGCUUAUAAAGCUGCCAGUGACAGAAGCGCCUGAAUCAUAUGAUAGGAGUGAUACAAGCCAUCCAUAUUUAAUAUUUACUGUAUUUAUUAUAUGAAAGCUCUGCUCUAGUUUAAGUAGUUUUAGAGAUCUGGGUCAGAAAGGAGGAAGAGUUUUCACCAGGAGGAGAUCCAGAUCAGGUGUUUACCCGCAGCCCCACACAGGCUUUAAAAAGAGCUCUGCACAGCCGGGCCUCACAUAUGAAGUCAACUUCUGUAUUUGCUCCGCUGCAGCGAUUAAAUCUCCAAGAUCUCAUGUGAGCUUUCUCAAGAUCUGAAGGAGGCUAGCUUUAACGCUUCAUGCUUCUGCUAACACGACUGUUUCCAUAUACAUAGAAUCUGAUACACAAACACUGGAGAUAUUAACACACACACACAGCUGGAGGUGUAGCCUCUUCUUUUCUUCUACGGACGCCAUUUUGACCGUGUCAGUAUUGGAACGUAAUAUUCGUACGUAUUCCAUUUAUACGAAUGCGCAGAUUACAUCGUGAUCGGCUAAUUGGACCUCCGAUGCGGUCGUCCCACGUUAUGUUACAUUAUUUUUAAAUCACCAGAAACGCACAGACUCUAUAUACAGAAAAAGGUUAUUUUUAUGGGGUACUAUCCCUUUAAAUUUCAAAACUACGAUCUAGAAGUAACUUUCUUUGUACGAAGUGAAAUAACAAAAUAUUCGUCUUUUUCAAUUUCUGUUAGAACAAACAUUUGAAGACAUCUUUAUGGUGAUUGUUUAGCGCCUAAUCAGUUCAGAGAAUAACUUUCAGAUUAAUUUAUUAUAAGAAUAUUGAGUUAUAACGAAUAUCAUGGGGUCUUAUGAAGAUGUCCGAUUAUCACGUUGCUUUAAAAACUAACGUACAACUAAACCAGAAUACUUAAAGAGCGUAUGAGCGUAUGUCCGAGGCUUUACCGCCCCCUGCUGGUUACUGACGAGCCUCCUGCUCUCCACAAACUGACAACAUUCAGAUCAUAAAGUGACGUUUGUAUUUAUUUUAUUGUUUUUAAUAUCCGUUUCUUUAAUCUAAGGGAGUCUUCUCUUUUUCCACUGCCUUGUUUUUUCCCCUCCCUUACUGGAGUUGUUUUUUAUUUUAGUUCGGUGAGUGUGUGUGUGUGUGUGUGUGUGUGUGUGUGUGUGUGUGUGAUUUAUACUGGCCUCAUUAUGUGUUAAAUGUGUCAAACCUGAAAACUCACACUGACCCUUCUGUUUCUGAAAAGUCAUGCACUGAUGGCUUCGUUUAAAGGAACAGUACGACAUUUUGGGAGAUGUAUUUAUUUGCCUUCUUGUUGAGAGUUAGAUGAAAUAAUGCAACCUAUAAUAUAAACCAACAAUAAGUAGUGGGUCAGGUUUUGUUACUUUUAAAAGAAGCCAGUCGAAAUGGUUAUUCUUUACUUUUU